AGCUUACAGAGGAAUGGAAAGCAGAUGAAUAAAAAAUAGCAAAGGGUGCCUGUAUGCAAAGCUAACUAUCAGGGUUUAAGAUCAACUGAGUCUGUUUGGAACGUCGCAAGAAAACCACUGUCCAGCACAUGAGCAACAUUUAGUGCGCUUGAAGCGACUGACACGUGAAAUUGCAUGAUCAAUACUUGGUAGAUCGAACAAUCUAAACGUCUUCAUGUACAACUUCUUUAUAGCUUACGUAAAGUUUUUUCUCAACGUUAUUUAUAUCCCGACAGCAGGCCGCAAAGGUGUGAAAAUGACUGUUCUUAAAUUAAUGGAGAAUGGUGGACAAAGGAGACAAAAUAAAAAGCACUUGACCCCUCCAUCCUUCUGCUUCUUCUCCAUUGGCACUCGUACUUAUGGUUCUCACUACAAAACUCACUCAGAUGCUGGGCAUCGCUCACCCUAUUGUCCAAGGUGGCAUGCAGUGGGUCGGUACCGCUGAAAUGGCUUCAGCUGUCUCCAACGCUGGUGGUCUUGGUCUUUUGACUGGUUUGACCCAGCCUACUCCAGAAGCUUUGCGUAACGAGAUUAGACGAUGCAGAACCAUGACCGACAAGCCUUUCGGUGUCAACCUCACUUUCCUUCCUGCCAUCGUUCCUCCUCCCUAUGCUGAAUAUGUGAAAGUCAUCAUCGAGGAAGGCAUUAAGGUGGUUGAAACUGCUGGAAACAAUCCUGGUGUUCAUAUUAAGGCUUUCAAGGACGCCGGCAUCAUUGUUAUCCACAAGUGCACUGCUAUCCGCCAUGCUCUUUCUGCCCAAAAGCUCGGUGUUGAUGUUGUCUCCGUCGAUGGCUUCGAGUGUGCCGGUCACCCUGGUGAAGACGAUGUAACUGGACUUAUCCUUUUGGCAAAGGCCGCUAAAACCCUCAAAAUCCCCUACAUUGCUUCAGGUGGUUUUGGUGAUGGCCGUGGAUUGGCUGCUGCUUUGGCUCUCGGAGCUGAGGGUGUCAACAUGGGUACUCGUUUCAUGUGCACCCAGGAAAGUCCUAUCCAUGACAAUGUUAAGCAAGCUAUUGUUAAGGCUGAUGAACGUAACACUGCUCUCGUGUUCCGCCCAUUCCGCAACACGUCACGUAUCUUCCGAAACUCGGUAGCUACUGAGGUUGUGUCCAAGGAAAAGAAGCCCAACGUCCAGUUCGAGGAUGUUCGGGAGUUGGUCAGUGGCCAACGAGGACGUCAAGUCUACACUACGGGAGAUCCCGAAUACGGUGUUUGGACUGCUGGUCAAGUCAUUGGCCUUAUUGAUGAUAUCCCAACAUGUGAUGAAUUAUGUUCACGCAUGGUCCGUGAUGCUGAAGAAAUUAUUACUAAACGUCUUGGCAUCAUGGUUCAACCUAGCAAGAGCAAGCUAUAGACCAUGUAUACGUAUUAAGAGGGGAGAGAGUGUAAUUUUUUCAUGUAUAAAAGCAAAUAGCUUGGGCCCCGUACAUUCGGAGCCCAAGACUUGUUUGAAACACCAAAGACAUUCCAUCAUUA
This is a messenger RNA of Umbelopsis ramanniana AG, 1516 nucleotides long. RefSeq lists its product as uncharacterized. Lineage: Eukaryota; Fungi; Mucoromycota; Umbelopsidomycetes; Umbelopsidales; Umbelopsidaceae. Gene Ontology annotation, molecular function: nitronate monooxygenase activity. The transcript has 4 exons. The record is from RefSeq and is a predicted model, not a curated record. The coding region runs from base 399 to 1394 and encodes 331 amino acids.